CCUCUCCUCCAUCCUCCUCCUCUCCUCCAUCCUCCUCCUCUCCGCCGCCGCCGCCGCCGCCGCCAUGGGGAACCGGGGCAUGGAGGACCUGAUCCCGCUGGUGAACCGGCUCCAGGACGCCUUCUCGUCCAUCGGGCAGAACGCCACCCUGGACCUGCCGCAGAUCGCCGUGGUGGGGGGCCAGAGCGCCGGGAAGAGCUCCGUGCUGGAGAACUUCGUGGGCAAGGAUUUCCUCCCUCGCGGCUCAGGAAUCGUCACUCGGCGCCCCCUGGUGCUCCAGCUGAUCAACUGCCCCACAGAGUACGCGGAGUUCCUGCACUGUAAGGGGAAAAAGUUCACCGACUUCGACGAAGUUCGUCAGGAAAUCGAAGCAGAAACGGAUCGAGUGACGGGACAGAACAAAGGAAUCAGCCCCGUGCCCAUCAACCUGAGGGUGUUCUCCCCCAACGUCCUGAACCUGACCCUGGUGGACCUGCCCGGGAUGACCAAGGUCCCGGUGGGGGACCAGCCGGCCGACAUCGAGCAGCAGAUCAAAGACAUGCUGCUGCAGUUCGUCACCAAGGAGAACUGCCUCCUAUUGGCCGUCUCCCCGGCCAAUAGCGACCUGGCCAACUCCGACGCCCUGAAGGUCGCCAAGGAGGUCGACCCGCAAGGUCUGAGGACGAUCGGCGUGAUCACCAAGCUGGACCUGAUGGACGAAGGAACCGACGCCAGAGACAUCCUGGAGAACAAGCUCCUCCCACUGCGCCGAGGUUACAUCGGCGUGGUGAACCGCAGCCAGAAGGACAUCGACGGCAGGAAGGACAUCACGGCGGCGCUGCAGGCCGAGAGGAAGUUCUUCCUGUCCCACCCGUCCUACCGUCACCUGGCCGACCGCAUGGGCACCGCCUACCUGCAGAAGGUCCUCAACCAGCAACUGACCAACCACAUCCGGGACACGUUGCCGGGGUUACGCAGCAAACUGCAGAGUCAGCUGCUCUCCAUGGAGAAGGAGGUGGAGGAGUACAAGAACUUCAGACCCGACGACCCGAGCCGCAAGACCAAGGCCCUGCUGCAGAUGGUGCAGCAGUUCGCGGUAGACUUUGAGAAGCGGAUCGAGGGGUCUGGGGACCAGGUGGACACGUACGAGCUGUCAGGAGGAGCAAAGAUCAACCGCAUCUUCCACGAGCGCUUCCCCUUCGAGCUGGUGAAGCUUGAAGGUGAUGAGAAAACACUGCGGAAGGAAAUCAGUUACGCCAUCAAGAACAUCCACGGAAUCAGGACGGGGCUCUUCACCCCGGACAUGGCCUUUGAGACCAUCGUCAAGCGUCAGAUCGCUCAGAUCAAGGAACCGUGUCAGAAGUGCGUCGACAUGGUGAUCAGUGAGCUGGUCAACACCGUGAGGCAGUGCACUCAGAAGCUGGCUCAGUAUCCUCUCCUCCGGGAGGAGAUGGAGCGAAUCGUCACGCAGCACAUCCGGGACCGGGAGAGCCGCACCAAGUCCCAGGUGCUGCUGCUGAUCGACAUCGAGCUGGCCUACAUGAACACCAACCAUGAAGACUUCAUCGGCUUCGCAAAUGCUCAGCAGAAGAGCAGUCAAAUGAAUAAGAAGAAGGCAGCUGGAAACCAGGACGAGAUCAUGGUGAUCCGUAAAGGCUGGUUAACCAUCAACAACAUCGGCAUCAUGAAGGGCGGAGCCAAAGAGUACUGGUUCGUCCUGACGGCCGAGACGCUGUCCUGGUACAAGGACGACGAGGAGAAGGAGAAGAAGUACAUGCUGCCGGUGGACAACCUGAAGCUGAAGGACAUCGAGAAGAGCUUCAUGUCCAGCAAACACAUCUUCGCCCUGUUCAACACGGAACACAGGAAUGUCUACAAAGACUACCGUCAGCUGGAGCUGGCCAGCGAGUCCCAGGAGGAGGUGGACAGCUGGAAGGCGUCUUUCCUACGGGCCGGAGUGUACCCUGAACGCAGCGUGGACAAAGAAAAGGCGGAGGUGGAGGAGUCCAGUACUGACGGUCAGAUCCACAGUCUGGACCCUCAGCUGGAGCGGCAGGUGGAGAUCGUCAGGAACCUGGUGGACUCGUACCUGUCCAUCAUCCACCGCACCGUCAGGGACCUGAUCCCCAAGACCAUCAUGCACCUGAUGGUCAACAAUACUAAAGAGUUCAUCCACGCUGACCUGCUGGCUCAGCUGUACUCCUGUGGAGACCAGAAUACCCUGAUGGAGGAGUCCCAGGAACAGGCGCAGCACCGGGACGAGAUGCUGCGGAUGUACCACGCCCUGCGCGAGGGCCUGAACAUCAUCGGGGACAUCAGCACGUCCACCAUCACCACGGCGAUGCCGCCGCCGGUGGACGACUCGUGGCUGCAGGUGACGGGGAUGCCGUCGGGACGCAGGUCCCCGAUGUCCAGCCCCACGCCGCAGCGCCGGGCGCCUCCGGGACCGCCACGACCCGGGGGCCGCUCCGCCCCGGGACCCCCGUCCCGCCCGGCGGUGUCGCCCGACCCCGGACCGCCCUCCGUCCCGUCCCGGCCCAACAGAGCGCCUCCUCCCGGAGUGCCCAGAAUCUCUAUCAGUGACCAGUGAGGAGUUCUCCAAUGUCGUCCAAACAAAGGUAGCCCCGCCCACGGCGAGAGCCCGCAGUCCUCUGUGGAGGGUUGAC
This is a messenger RNA of Salarias fasciatus (jewelled blenny), 2645 nucleotides long. Its product is annotated as dynamin-1-like. Gene Ontology annotation, molecular function: GTPase activity; microtubule binding; GTP binding. NCBI's taxonomy places the organism in Eukaryota, Metazoa, Chordata, Actinopteri, Blenniiformes, Blenniidae. Bases 65 to 2569 code for a protein of 834 amino acids. Gene Ontology annotation, biological process: receptor internalization; synaptic vesicle budding from presynaptic endocytic zone membrane. Gene Ontology annotation, cellular component: plasma membrane; synapse; microtubule. The record is from RefSeq and is a predicted model, not a curated record. The transcript is spliced from 24 exons.